Gymnogyps californianus (California condor) is the source of this 899-nucleotide messenger RNA. It is a transcript of the gene FNDC9, whose product is annotated as fibronectin type III domain containing 9. The transcript is spliced from 2 exons. Gene Ontology annotation, molecular function: protein binding. The coding region runs from base 18 to 899 and encodes 293 amino acids. The record is from RefSeq and is a predicted model, not a curated record. NCBI's taxonomy places the organism in Eukaryota, Metazoa, Chordata, Aves, Accipitriformes, Cathartidae.
GGUCCUAUGGACUGGUCAUGUUUCAUCUUGCAUGUUCCACUUGCCUGUUCACUAUGGGGCACUCCUGGAGCAGAGGGAUGAAGGAUGGCAGGGGCUGCUCUGUGCUGGGUGCCCCCCACCCAAAGGCUGCUCCCUGGGACACUGCCACCCUGCAUCCUGCCCGCAGGGAGCCUGCGCUUCACCUCGCAUUGCACUGGCUUGCUGUGGAGUCUCGUGCACGGGCGCUAAGGGGCACGAUGAACAUCGAAGUGCACAACAUCACUUACACCAGUGCCACCGUCUCCUGGGCCAUGAACAACCCCUGUCCAGAGAACUACUACCACAUCAUGUACCGCCCCAACUGGAACAGUGUCUUCGCCGGCUAUUUACGCCAAAACUUCCACCGCGAGGAGCGAGUUCCUCACCCCCUCAGCUCCCUCAUCCUCCACCGACUCACACCAUCCACCAUCUAUGUCCUCUGCAUCACAUGCAAGAACUCUUACCCCUCCGGCAACCACUGCACCACCUUCCACACUCUGGACAAAACCCCCCUGGUUUUCGGCGGCUCUAAGCACGAACCUACCACCUCCAUGUGGAUGGUGAGCAGCCUGCUGCUCCUCUGCUUCAUCGCUCUCCUGGCCUAUGGCUGCCUGCAGUUCUGGUCUGCACGGUGCCACCGGGCUGCGAGGCUGAAGCAUCCCAACACCAGCCCUGAAGAACUGGGUGAAGGGAGCAGCUCACCAGAGGGGCCACUGAACGACGGACUGAGAGAGGAGCUUCUGGAAGUCCCCAUGACCACUGUGUUAAUGAGGAGCUCCACUUUCAUGAGGGAGAGUCCGUAUAACUCCCCCCACUGCUUUUUUUCCUAUAAAAACAGCGAUGAUAAAACGGCCAUCUUGCCGCAGCACAGCCUUCAAUGA